Molecule: messenger RNA, 738 nt
Organism: Mollisia scopiformis
Lineage: Eukaryota; Fungi; Ascomycota; Leotiomycetes; Helotiales; Mollisiaceae
Exons: 1
Coding region: 142-600 (152 amino acids)
Source: RefSeq, a predicted model, not a curated record
CAUGCAUGUCAUCACGCACGAUUGUGCAUCGGAGAAAAGACCCUUCCAAUGGAUCGUGCCGAUGCGGUGUUCUCUUGAAGCUUUUACGCCGUUACCAGACGGCCCCGCCAAAUACCAUCACCAGAGCACAAUCUUCGACAAAUGAAAAGAAGGGCCGUCUUCAGGACAGCUGAGAGGGAGUUACUAACAGAAUCUACAUAUAGAACUUUUGAAGUCGAUAGUACAGGAAAGUUCGGUCUUCAGGACAACAAAUUCUCAGAACUACACAAACGAACAUCCGAGAAAUGCAAAUGCAUCCUUCAUCCGGGGUCAUCCGGCAUCAAUAACGACUGCCGUAAGACACCGGCAUUGCUUCCGAUCUCAUCAUCCUGCAUACUCAAAAACGCUUACUCGAGCCUAUGGAUUAAUGCAUGCUCUCGUUACUGGUUGCGUGCCUACCACUUAGACGACCAUAAAUCCUCACCGCAGAAUCUACCCCGCAGCUUCCAGCUUCCAUCAUCAGCUUCAGAAAGCACGUUUUGGAUCCUUCUCCACGUUCGCUUCUGCUGGCUUGAUAUUGGCAAGCUGUCAAUGUCGAAGAUGUACCAGGUGAUCCAAUAGGCAGGGAGGGAACCAUCAUCUCAAGGAGAGGUGGCAUCUGCUUCGCUUGUUCUUUCUGCUUAUGUAUGUGACAGUCUCUUCGUUUGUGGCAGGAUGUCUUGUCUCCACUCAGUCAACAAGGUGUUGCCAACGACUGUU